Messenger RNA from Pelobates cultripes (western spadefoot toad), 303 nucleotides. The record is from the annotation of a GenBank genome assembly. NCBI's taxonomy places the organism in Eukaryota, Metazoa, Chordata, Amphibia, Anura, Pelobatidae.
AUGGAGCUCGUAGGGUGGCACAGCCAACAAGCCGUCCAAGCACUCGGGGGAAUCCCCCGACGCGUCAAGCGUCCGCAAACCCGUGAUCCAGCCAAACCAAAAUGGAAAGCUACCAGCCAAGCGACCAGGAACCCACGGGAGGCCUGGGCCUGGGAGAACGGGAACCCCCGGCGCAGCUCACCCACUACAAGCCACAUGCAAGGCGCCUGGUUCAACACACAGCCCUUCCUGGGGGCGAAUAGCACUACCUCACCGACCAUGCAGCCUACCAAGCUCCGAUGGCCCAUACGAGGUAUCGGAUAA